Molecule: messenger RNA, 1459 nt
Organism: Vitis riparia (riverbank grape)
Lineage: Eukaryota; Viridiplantae; Streptophyta; Magnoliopsida; Vitales; Vitaceae
Product: zinc transporter 11-like
Exons: 3
Coding region: 123-1175 (350 amino acids)
Biological process (GO): zinc ion transmembrane transport
Cellular component (GO): membrane
Molecular function (GO): zinc ion transmembrane transporter activity
Source: RefSeq, a predicted model, not a curated record
ACUCGCUCUCAGUCACAUUCGGUUCUGUGCGGUACAAUUCCAACCAGCCCUCUCAUAUAUAAAAGAAUGUUGAAACCCUACCACCUUAUUCAAGUGCUUCCUUCUUCAUCCCUCCAUUUCCAAUGUCUCGCUCUCUCCUCUCCCUCUCUCUUGGCCUCCUUGUCCUCGCCGCCGUCGCCGCAGCCCAUGGCGGCCAUCAUGCUGAUGACGAUGAUGAUGUUGAUGUUGACGCACCGUCGUCGGAGGGCGUUGACCUGAGGGCGAAGCCACUGAUUCUGGUGAAGAUCUACUGUCUGAUCCUGGAGUUUGUCGGGACGUUCAUCGCCGGCGUGUCGCCUUACUUCUUGAAGAUGAAUGAGACUUUUCUAGUGCUGGGAACGCAGUUCGCCGGCGGAGUGUUUCUGGGGACGGCGAUGAUGCAUUUUCUGAGCGACUCGAACGAGACGUUCGGGGAUUUGACGAGCGUGGAGUAUCCGUUCGCGUUCAUGCUGGCGUGUGCGGGGUAUUUAAUGACGAUGUUCUCGGAUGGUUUGAUUUUCUAUGUGUAUGGAAAGGGGGCCAGUGGUGGUGAGGGAGAUGUCGAGCUUCAAGCAAACAUGCAAGGAAAAAGCAGUAGCAAUGGCGGAAAUUCAGUGUCUCUGGGUCAGGUUCAGAAUCGCACGGAGGUCCCCUUCGCAAAUGCCCCUCUGAAAACUGCCACGUCACUUGGGGACAGCAUAUUACUCAUCUUUGCUUUGUGUUUCCACUCUGUAUUCGAGGGCAUUGCGGUUGGAGUUGCAGAGACCAAAGCCGACGCUUGGAGAGCUCUAUGGACCAUCUGUCUCCACAAGAUAUUUGCAGCCAUUGCAAUGGGAAUAGCUCUCCUCCGUAUGAUUCCAGACAGACCCCUCCUCUCCUGUGUAGCCUAUGCCUUCGCAUUUGCCAUUUCUAGUCCAGUUGGUGUGGCCAUCGGUAUUGUCAUAGAUGCGACUACCCAGGGCGCUGUGGCUGACUGGAUAUUCGCCAUAUCAAUGGGGCUAGCAUGUGGGAUCUUCGUCUAUGUCUCAAUAAACCAUCUACUGUCUAAGGGAUACACUAGUCAGAACACAGUUCCGUUUGACACCCCCAACUACAAAUUCUUAGCAGUGUUGUUGGGCGUCGGGGUAAUCGCGGUUGUGAUGAUCUGGGACACAUGAGCUCAUCCUGAAGUGGGCUCCUUUAAUCAUAGAAGCUGCAGGGAGGAUAGCCAAGAGAAUAGAGAAAGGAGCUUAGAAAUGUUACUUCUUGAUCCCACCUCGUUAAUGACGAUUAAGCAAACCCACUUUUUUUAUUCUCAAUGGAUCUCUAGACACAUAUAGCUAGUUCAGAUCAUACAUCUUCUGUAGAAGGAAAAUGCAGUCCUAUGAAACUUACGCUACCAGCAAAACAUAUCAAUCGAUUGCAAUUAAAUCAAUUAAUACUAGUUCUGAUUAUUCUUGGA